Molecule: messenger RNA, 537 nt
Organism: Dioszegia hungarica
Lineage: Eukaryota; Fungi; Basidiomycota; Tremellomycetes; Tremellales; Bulleribasidiaceae
Exons: 3
Coding region: 1-537 (178 amino acids)
Source: RefSeq, a predicted model, not a curated record
AUGCGCUUCACACUCCACUUCCUCUCGUUCUUCCUCGUGCUUCUCGCCGGAGAGACCAUCGCGCGCGCAACCAACGCCCGCCAGCCCCGCGACGCCGCCCUCUCUGCUCUCCUCGCCAAGCGCCAGACCAACCGACACGAGAUCGGGAUCCGUUCUUACCUCAAGAAGACCGUCAAGCGCGGAGUGGAGGAUGAGCAGCUUGACGCGCGCUCCACUUAUCCCAAGUGCAAGAUGGCAUCGGCGCGUACCGGUUACGCUCACUACCCCGGAUGGAAGCUUGUAGGCGACGAGCUCUCUGGUGCCCUCCCCGUCAAGCCUGAAUCCGCCUGCAUCCAAGCCUGCAACAAGUACGGCGCGGCCUGCUCGGGCGUCUUCUUCGACAGCGCCAAGGGCAAGUGCUACCUCAAGGGUACCAGGACGAGCAGCUGGACCUUCAGCGAGAGCGUCAGCGAGGAUGGUGUGGAUCUUGUCGGAGGAUGUGCGCUUUGGGCCAACAUCGUCACCGAGGAGAUGGACGCUGUCUGCUGCCGUGGCUAA